Chenopodium quinoa (quinoa) is the source of this 1830-nucleotide messenger RNA. Its product is annotated as deoxyhypusine synthase-like. NCBI's taxonomy places the organism in Eukaryota, Viridiplantae, Streptophyta, Magnoliopsida, Caryophyllales, Amaranthaceae. The transcript is spliced from 8 exons. Gene Ontology annotation, cellular component: cytoplasm. Gene Ontology annotation, biological process: peptidyl-hypusine biosynthetic process. Bases 371 to 1465 code for a protein of 364 amino acids. The record is from RefSeq and is a predicted model, not a curated record. Gene Ontology annotation, molecular function: deoxyhypusine synthase activity.
GGAUUAUUUUUAAACAAAUUCGAAUCAAAUUUAUAUCUUCGGAUCAGAUCGAAUUUAAAUCGAACUCGAGUUGGAUUACCAUCCCUACCCAAACCUGGCCUGAAAAACACUCUAAAGCCCGCCACUAUUUUUGCGAAUUUGGGGAUCACAUUUUAUGUUAAAGCCCGACCCAAUCCGAAUUCUUGAUCACCUCCUCUCCCUACCCGGACCCCACCCCACGACAGCUCCAAUUCCCCGACCCCAAACUUAACCUCCGACACCCCCUCACCUCCUUUUUUCCCUAACACAAGCCGCCGGUGAUACCGCGCAGAAGCAGAAUCCGGCGUCAAGUAUAACCAGACACAUUAAUCCUGCGGCAAGGUGUUGAGAUAUGGAUAAUAAUGAUAUAAUGGCGUCGGUUCGUUCUGUGGUGUUCAAGGAAUCAGAAACCCUUGAAGGGAAAUGUAUUAAGAUUGAGGGUUAUGAUUUUAAUCAAGGAGUGAACUAUCCCAAGCUUUUGAAAUCGUUCGUCUCAACCGGUUUCCAAGCAUCUAAUCUCGGUGAUGCUAUCGAUGUUGUAAAUCAAAUGCUAGAUUGGCGGCUGGCAAAUGAGAUACCCGAUGAAGAUUGCAGCAAGGAAGAGAGGGAUCCUGUUUACAGGGAAUCCGUGGGGUGCAAAGUGUUUUUAGGUUUUACCUCGAAUCUUAUAUCUUCUGGUGUUCGUGACACUUUUCGAUAUCUUACUCAGCAUGAUAUGGUUGAUGUCGUUGUAACAACUACCGGUGGUAUAGAGGAGGAUCUUGUUAAAUGUCUUGCACCUACAUUCAAGGGUGAAUUUUCUUUACCUGGAGCUCAGUUACGCUCAAAAGGAUUGAAUCGCAUUGGUAAUUUAUUGGUUCCAAAUGACAACUACUGCAAAUUUGAGGAUUGGAUUGUUCCAAUUUUUGAUAAAAUGCUAGAAGAGCAGAUUAAAAAGAAGAUAACAUGGACGCCAUCUAAGGUGAUUGCUUGUUUGGGUAAAGAAAUAAAUGAUGAGAGCUCAUACCUUUAUUGGGCAUACAAGAAUAAUAUUCCAGUAUACUGCCCAGGUUUGACAGACGGCUCGCUGGGAGACAUGUUGUAUUUUCAUUCAAUUCGGAAUCCAGGUUUAAUUAUCGACAUAGUUCAAGAUAUAAGAGCCAUGAAUGGUGAGGCUGUUCAUGCGAGCCCCAGGAAGACUGGAAUGAUAAUUCUUGGUGGAGGGUUGCCUAAACAUCACAUUUGCAAUGCAAAUAUGAUGCGAAAUGGGGCAGAUUAUGCAGUUUUCAUUAACACUGCCCAGGAGUAUGACGGCAGUGAUUCUGGUGCUCGUCCUGAUGAGGCCAUCUCCUGGGGAAAAAUCCGAGGUUCUGCUAAAACCGUGAAGGUGCAUUGUGAUGCCACUAUUGCUUUCCCAUUAUUAGUCGCGGAGACCUUUGCGGCUAAAAAAGAGUGUGAGAGAGGCUAGCUCAAAUGCUGACAGAGGUAGAUUUUGAUAUUCACUUUCUACAUUUCUGCGAGGGUGAUUAAACUUGAUACCUACAAUAAUACUGCAAAAACAAUCAAUUAUGCUAGUGCUUCUGCUGUUUCACUUAUCCUUCGUCUUUGCGCCCGCCAAUCUGGUUGACAGAUAUAUAAGCAAAAUUGUUGAACUCUGGUCUCUCGACGUCUGUUGCCUAGCUGGUAAAGCAUCAUUGUUGAGCUACUCUUACACAUCAUUCUGCAGAGAUUUAAUAUCUCCAAAUUUUGUUCCUUUAGGAAACCUUAUUUGCUCCGUGAUUAAACCCCGUGUUGUGAAAGACAAGUACUAUAAAUCAAAUACUUUGCAUUAAA